Molecule: messenger RNA, 2304 nt
Organism: Botrytis fragariae
Lineage: Eukaryota; Fungi; Ascomycota; Leotiomycetes; Helotiales; Sclerotiniaceae
Product: putative heterokaryon incompatibility protein
Exons: 2
Coding region: 1-2304 (767 amino acids)
Source: RefSeq, a predicted model, not a curated record
AUGGUAUGCGCAACUUGCAGUACGAUAUUUUCCGGCGAUCGGCCACCCCUCGUAUCCACUCCCUCGUCAAAUAUAGACGAUAUCAUCCGUCCUCUUCAUUCAGAUAUCUCAAAUCUUUGUGAUGGCGCGAUAGAUGGUUGUCAAUUGUGUGAUAUCAUCUGGAGACAUUUUUUCAGGGAUAAAACGCCAGAGGAGUAUAGACAGUAUCCGUUGUUUUUGAGAGAUGGCGGGGUGCAUUUGGUUAGAAAUGGGACGAGGUACAGGCUCAAGAAAUUGGAUGAUGAGUUGGUGGGAGGUGGAGGGGGUGAUGGGAAUCAAGAGGACGGGGAUGGUGAUGGGGGAUUUGAGAUUAUGGUGGAGUUGAACGCGCAGAUGGAUAAAGAGGUGCCCAGAUGGAAAACUAUCAAUAUGUCGGUCUUAGAUGCGGAGGAAUGUCUUGCACCACUCCGGGAAUUACCCAAACCGGAUCUCAGUAUCUUUUCUGACAAUACCUGGACAACCAUGCUCCAAUGGGCCAAUGAUUGUAUUGAAAACCAUCCUAAAUGUAACCCCACGACCCAGGACGCUCCAUGGUAUCCUACGCGAUUAAUCGACGUAGAGUAUCUCACCAGUCCUGACCCAGUAGCGCAAUUAACAGCUCUGAUGUUCAACCUGUCAACUGGUCAUUUUCCCGCAAAUUGCAGAUUAAUAGAGACAAAAGAUACACCACCCAAAGACUCCUCUUAUCUCACACUUAGCCACCGCUGGCCCGCUCAAGGAGCAAUCAGUGCGCGACUUGAAAAAUCCAACAUCGAAGAAAUGAAAGAUUUCAUCUCCCACGAUAUCCUACCCCCCAGAUUCCAAGAUGCGAUUCUAGUCGCGCGACGUCUGAACGUGCGCUACAUCUGGAUCGACUCCCUCUGCAUCAUCCAAGAUUGUUCCGAAGAUUGGGGCGAAGAAGCGCAAACAAUGGGUGACGUAUACGCGCAUUCUCUCCUCAAUCUCUCCGGUACCGCCGCCAUCGAUACAUUAAUUCCCGUGCGCAAUCCAGAGCUUAUCCAACCCUGUGUCGUGAGGUCUACUUGGAACAACGCCCCAAAUCACGAAUUCGUCAUCACCGAUUUCCAAUUCUGGAAAGAUAGAAUCUAUAGUUCUCCGUGUAAUAAACGGGCUUGGAUAACGCAGGAGCGAUGGCUCAGUCCGCGAAUACUGCAUUUUACGUUCGAUCAGAUGGUUUGGGAAUGCAGGACACAUGAAGCUUCGGAGACGUUUCCGUUAGGAUUGCCUAAACAGGUGAGGUUGAAUAAACACACGGGAUUUAAAUUUCCUGGGAAUUCUCGAAUUUUUGGCCGUCAGCAGGAUAAGAAAGAAGAAGAAGAAGGAAGUAAGUAUAUACAAGAUUGGUACCGCGUUCUCGAAACCUACGGCCGCUCCGAAGUGACCUUCGAGAAAGACCGCCUCGUAGCCCUCGCAGGCGUAGCCCAGAAAUUCUCCUCCCUCCUCCAAGACACCUUCCUCGCCGGACUCUGGCAGAGUCACCUCCCGGGCACUCUCCUCUGGGGCGUGCACAAAGGCCUCCGCUCCAACCAUCCCUUCCCACUCCCCAGCCUCACAGCCCGCGAUCUCGUCGGAAACACCCCCACAUACCACAUCACCGAAUCCAGUCGACUCGCCUCUUACGAAGCUCCCUCCUGGUCCUGGGCUUCUGUAUCCGGGGACAUUGAGCCUGGAUUACCUAUCCCCCUCUCAAGCAAAGAUUCUAUGAUCGAGCUCCGCACCGCGCAGAUAAAUCCACUCGAUCCCACUCUCCCAUUUGGAAGAAUCCACUCCGCGCAUUUGAUUCUGCGCGGAAUUCUCUAUCCCCUUUCGAUGGAUCCUCCCGAUUGGCCUGCCAAUAUUCCGACUUGGAAACGCGAAGAGCCAACCAUUUAUAUUUCCGGGCAACCGAAGAAGAAAGUCGAGAUAUACAAUGGGACAUUUGUGGAGAAGUACAGUCAUGUGGUGCAUAUACGACCUGAUCAACCAGAAGAGUAUAGCGAUAUCGCACGUGCGUGUUUUUUGCCGAUUGCAAGAGCGAUGUUUGAGAGAGAGGGACAUGAGAUGGAUGGGUUGAAGUUGGUGUAUGGAUUGUGUGUUUUGAGUACGGGGAAACGGGGGGAGUAUAGGAGAUUGGGAAGGGUGGAUUUUAGUGAAGAGCAGUGCGAUUUGUUUGAAAGGGGACUUGAAAAUUUGAGAGGAGGAAAAGGGAAUGAAGGGACCGAAUUCGAGAUGGAUGAGAAGGAUUUGUAUUUGCAUGAAGAGAUUGGUAUUUUUAAGCUCAUAUAG